UUCGUCGCCUGGCCUCUGUCUCCGUCGCGCUUCUGGCCCUCUGUUCAGACUGCUCAGAAGAAAAACCCUUCAUUUCAAUUUCCUUCCUUCGAGUUCAGAGAGCAGAAGCUCAACCAAGAGAAAAACCCUAGACUUCGAAGAUAUCAAGGGUCAUGGUGGAGUAGAUACUGGAAAUAUUUUGCUUGCUUUGAUAGAUGGCUAUUUUGGCCCUGAGUUUAUUGACAAUGGUUCGAUUCGAGAGUGGGAGUUUCAAUGGCCUACCUCCUCCGCGCUCUCCCAAGUUGACGCCACAUAGUCACAUCUCACUCACUAAGCCAUCUUGGGUUGUGAGAACGGAGUCAAAUGUUAAGAAGAAGAGAAGAAAGAAGCCGGAUCCACAUUGUGUAGUCUGUGAGGGGAGUGGACGAGUCGAUUGCCACCAGUGUCGUGGGAAGGGAAGGACAAACCAGGUUCAUUUGGAAAUGCUCCCGAAAGGUGAAUGGCCAAAAUGGUGUAGAACUUGUGGCGGAAGCGGUCUUGGUUACUGCUCCCGUUGCCUUGGUACCGGAGAAUAUAGCUGACUGUCGUUUACAAUGCAAAUAAGUGAAGGGUGUGACAACGGACCUCGCCUUGCAGACUCCAUUGCACAGUGGAGCCAAUGGCAGUUGCUUGAUUCUCUUCUACCUACCGGC
Messenger RNA from Arachis duranensis, 671 nucleotides. RefSeq names its product protein BUNDLE SHEATH DEFECTIVE 2, chloroplastic. The record is from RefSeq and is a predicted model, not a curated record. The coding region runs from base 195 to 560 and encodes 121 amino acids. Lineage: Eukaryota; Viridiplantae; Streptophyta; Magnoliopsida; Fabales; Fabaceae. The transcript is spliced from 3 exons.